AUGCGCGCCCUGACAGAGAAUGACAGAGGUGUCACCCUCAAGAUUAGCAUUGCUGUGGCUGCGGUGGCGUCGAGUUUGCUGGUGGCGAUCGCAUUGCCUCAGAUCAACCUGGUCUUUGAGCUGAUUGGGGCCACCACCGGCAGCUUCGUGUGCUUUUUAGGCCCUGGCCUGCUUUUCCAUCGACUGGUGCCAGGACGAAUUUGCUCACGUCACAAGCUCAAGGCACUUCUUUUGAUGGUCAUGGGCAUGCUGUUUCUGGUGUUCGGGCAUCCCAGUGUUCUGGAUGUGAUUUCGCAGCUCUCAAAGGGGACGGGCCGACCUCUCCAAUGCAGCGAUUUGGUCUUCAGCCCUGAUGAGGAUUAG
This is a messenger RNA of Durusdinium trenchii, 363 nucleotides long. NCBI's taxonomy places the organism in Eukaryota, Dinophyceae, Suessiales, Symbiodiniaceae. The record is from the annotation of a GenBank genome assembly.